UCGCCAGCUUGAAAUCUUGUCAGCGCCAGUCACUUCUAAAUUGCGCGGUUCUGCUCGGUCCCUGGUCUAGCCACGCCCCGUCUUGGCUUGCAGCGCAGCCAACAUCCAGGUUGGCCGCGAGAGAACUGGAGCGUAGCACCACCAAAUCGCAAUGGCUUUUAACAGACCGGCAAUUAUCCAGCCAUACGUGCUUGACCCCUUGUCAGACCCAGACGCCGAACAAGAGGAAGAGGAGCCACCUAGAUCCCCACGAAUACCAAAACCAGUUUCUGAAUGGUGCAGAUGUGGGAACUGUGGUGCAAUGCCUACUGAACACGAGAGCUUGUGCUGUCAGGAGGUCCCAGAGGUCACAAGGCGCAUGGAGCAGGUGGAGGGCACUCAGCCUCAGUGUGUUAUCGACCAUCCUGGAUUUUAUGCCACGUCCCUCAAUGUGUAUGUGCUUCAAGCCAUGUACAACAUCUACAGAGCAGAUCAUGGACCAGUACGGCUACGGGGCAUAGAGCACCGUUACAGAUAUCUGGCCUACAGGAUGUUUGUCAGUUGGUGUUGGGGAUUCCUGGGGCGCCACAUAAGAGUCGUGGUUCCAUCAUGUGUCGUCCUGCGUGUUCGUCGGGAGUUUCCAGAUAGUCAACAGCAAUACAUGGGCUUCAGACUGCCUCCCCUGCGUUGAAGCGGAAGAUGCAGCUGGUGAUCACCCCCUCCUUCUCAGGCCCACU
Engraulis encrasicolus (European anchovy) is the source of this 716-nucleotide messenger RNA. RefSeq names its product P2X purinoceptor 7-like. Bases 152 to 670 code for a protein of 172 amino acids. The transcript has 4 exons. The record is from RefSeq and is a predicted model, not a curated record. Lineage: Eukaryota; Metazoa; Chordata; Actinopteri; Clupeiformes; Engraulidae.